Messenger RNA from Telopea speciosissima, 3335 nucleotides. RefSeq names its product pentatricopeptide repeat-containing protein At3g06920-like. The coding region runs from base 16 to 2718 and encodes 900 amino acids. The transcript has 3 exons. The record is from RefSeq and is a predicted model, not a curated record. Gene Ontology annotation, molecular function: protein binding. Lineage: Eukaryota; Viridiplantae; Streptophyta; Magnoliopsida; Proteales; Proteaceae.
UAUAGAGGUCUCAGAAUGAAGAGGCUCUUGAGCAACCAAGGAAUAAACUUUCUUUCUGAUUCAGUGUACCUCAAUAGAUACAUUACAAAAAGAAAGUUAUCAUCCUCUUAUGGUGGAUCUUCCACUAGCUUGUAUGGAAGGGAUGGUACCGUCUCAUCUGGUGUUGUUAAUGAAAACCUGGGAGAAGAAGAGGGCUCAAAAUCACGAGUAGAUGCAGUUUGCGGCAUUCUGAUGAGUGGUCCUUGGGGAUCGACACUGGAAGAUGCUCUAUCUAAGCUGGAUGCAAGCCCUCAUCCUGAAUGUGUUAUCAGAGUCCUGAAGAGAUUGAAUGAUGCAAAUUUAGCAAUAAACUUUUUUCGAUGGGCAGAGAGAAAAACCAACCAAGUACACAAUUUAGAUGCAUACAGUUCUCUUCUCAUGAUAAUGGUCAGAAACAAAAAGUUUGAUGAAUUAGGACAGAUUCUUCAGGAAAUGAGUCUUGCUGGAUGUGAACCAUCAAAUAACACAUAUGUGGAAUUAGUUACAACUUGUGUCAAGUCUCGGAUGCUGGUGGAAGCUUUCAAUCUCAUUCAUACUAUGCGGAAGUUCAAAUUCCGUCCUGCAUUUUCAGCAUACACAACUUUGAUUGGUGCUCUUGCAGAGGGUCACAAACCUGAUCUUGCACUUGCCCUAUUUCAUCAGAUGCAAGAGUUAGGCUAUGAAGUGAAUGUGCAUCUGUUUACUACUCUUGUUCGCGUAUUUGCUAGGGAAGGCCGAGUCGACAUGGCUCUCACCUUAUUGGAUGAGAUGAAGAGUAACUCUUUUGAUGCAGAUAUUGUUCUCUACAAUGUCUGCAUAGAUUGCUUUGGAAAAGUUGGUAAGUUGGAUAUGGCCUGGAAAUUCUUCCAUGAGAUGAAAGCUCAAGGCCUUGUGCCAGAUGAUGUAACUUAUACUAGCAUGAUAGGGGUUCUUUGCAAAGCGAAUAGACUGGGUGAAGCUGAAGAGCUAUUUGAGAAGAUGGAACUUAAUAGGAAUGUUCCGUGUGCAUAUGCUUAUAAUACAAUGAUCAUGGGCUAUGGUUCUGCUGGAAAGUUUGUUGAAGCUUACAGAUUACUUGAACGGCAAAAAGAGAAAGGUUGCAUUCCUAGUGUGGUUGCAUAUAAUUCCAUCCUUACUUGCCUUGGGAAGAAGGGGAGAGAGGAUGAGGCUUCUAGAAUGUUUGAGGAGAUGAAGAGAGAUGCAGUGCCAAAUCUUUCGACUUAUAACAUUCUCAUAGACAUGCUUUGUAAGGAAGGAAAACUUGAGGGUGCUUUUAAGAUUCGUGAUGCGAUGGAAGAAGCUGGUUUGUAUCCUAAUGUGUUGACUGUGAAUAUAAUGGUUGAUCGGCUGUGCAAGGCUCAAAAGCUGGAAGAAGCUUGGAGUAUCUUUGAAGGCAUGCAACGAAAGGGCUGCACCCCGGAUGCUGUUACAUUCUGCUCCUUGAUAGAUGGUCUGGGCAAAAAUGGCAGGGUGGAUGAUGCUUAUCGGUUGUUCGAGAGGAUGUUGGAUGUCGGUGAGGUUCCAAAUGUUGUUGUCUACACCUCCCUUAUCAGAAACUUCUUUAAGUCUGGCAGGAAGGAAGAUGGACACAAGAUCUACAAAGAAAUGGUCAGUAGAGGUUGUUAUCCUGAUCUAACCCUUCUUAAUACAUACAUGGAUUGUGUUUUCAAGGCUGGUGAAACUGAAAAGGGGCGGGCUUUGUUUGAGAAAAUUAGGACCCGGGGGUUUAUUCCUGAUGCACGGAGCUAUUCUAUUCUCAUUCAUGGACUUGUAAAAGCUGGUCAUGCACGAGAGACCUAUGAAUUGUUUUAUGCAAUGAAAGAACAAGGUUGUGUUUUUGAUACUCGUGCUUACAAUGUUAUCAUUGAUGGAUUCUGCAAGUCUGGUAAAGUCAACAAAGCAUACCAGCUGCUGGAGGAAAUGAAGGCAAAGGGUCAUCCACCCACUGUUUUUACAUAUGGAUCAGUCAUCGAUGGGCUUGCCAAAAUUGAUAGGCUUGAUGAGGCAUACAUGCUCUUUGAAGAAGCAAAAUCAAAAGGACUAGAGUUAAAUGUUGUUGUAUAUAGCAGCCUUAUUGAUGGGUUUGGAAAGGUGGGCAGAAUUGACGAAGCUUAUCUGAUCAUGGAAGAGUUGAUGCAAAAGGGCUUGACACCCAAUGUGUACACGUGGAACUGCCUGCUCGAUGCCUUGGUUAAAGCGGAAGAAAUAAAUGAAGCCCUUAUCUGCUUUCAGUCAAUGAAAGACUUGAAAUGCAACCCUAACAUCAUCACUUAUAGCAUUCUCAUAAAUGGUCUUUGUCGGGUUCAGAAUUUCAACAAGGCCUUCGUUUUUUGGCAAGAGAUGCAGAAAAAAGGGUUAAACCCUAAUUUGAUCACCUACACGUCCAUGAUCUCAGGGCUUGCAAAGGCAGGUAACAUAGCAGGGGCUAAUGACUUGUUUGAGAGGUUUAGGGCUAGCGGAGGUGUACCAGACUCUGCUACUUACAAUGUUUUAAUAGAAGCACUAAGUAAUGCUAGUAGGGCAGUUGAUGCAUUCACACUGUUUGAGGAAACUCGAUUAAAAGGAUUUAAUAUCUAUGCCAAAACCUGCAUUGUCUUGUUGGAUGCAUUACACAAGGCUGAAUGUCUUGAAAAAGCAGCGAUUGUUGGUGCUGUGUUGAAGGAGACAGCAAACUCCAAAUAUGCUACGAGACACUUAUAAAAUUGAGCAUAGAAAUAUUGGACUUGUUGGAGGGUGAUUAGUGUUUCUUUAUUUGGUCAGCCAACAUUAAGCAUACAUAAGAAGACUAUUUCAUCAACUUCUUGUUGAUGUAGCCUUUUAUGGGACAGAAAAUGUGCUGUUUAUACAUUGGCCUCACCUCGUCCGUCUUCCUACGCCUGGGUUAUUACUGCUCCCUGUGAAAAUAUUUGUUUUUUGAUCUGAAGUUGUGUUGAGAGAGCACAUAAUAACUACAUACCUAUUACACCUCAAAGAAUGGGAAAUUUAUGCUUAAUUUUCAUCUCUCCUCCCUUCUCCCACAGAAUAGGGGCAACUUGGCAGGCAUAAAAGAGGCCUCUGAGAUCAUUGGUGCUGCUUCGCUGUGAUCUGAUAAUCUCAUCCUUGCAGCUUUCUCCUGUGCUUGGUUACAAACCAAAUCUAGUAUUCGUUCUUGUUGCUUUAACCAAUGCCUUGCCUGAUUCGAUUUGUUGGUAAGUCCUGCAAAUCAAUGUGUUUGCGCAGUUGGAGGAGCAAAUCACAUAUACAAUGAAAUGUCUGAAUUUUGACCUUAUGAAGACCAUCUACAUGUCCAAAACAGAUUCUUCCUUUCCCUAUAACCA